Messenger RNA from Morchella sextelata, 663 nucleotides. RefSeq lists its product as uncharacterized. Gene Ontology annotation, molecular function: protein binding. The record is from RefSeq and is a predicted model, not a curated record. Lineage: Eukaryota; Fungi; Ascomycota; Pezizomycetes; Pezizales; Morchellaceae. Gene Ontology annotation, cellular component: cytoplasm; nucleus. The coding region runs from base 1 to 663 and encodes 220 amino acids. The transcript has 2 exons.
AUGAGUCUCUUCACAUUCGGUACGAAAACCGUAGGCCCGGCGUUCAGCUUCGCCUCCACAACACCGUUCACAACUGGCGCCGGCGGGCGCACGGCACUACACAUCGCCGCGCUUCAGGGCGAUAUGGUAGCAGUGACUGAGCUGCUCCGCGGCGGUGCCGACAUCGACGCUGCGGAUGACAACGGCACGCGGGCUCUGCACGUUGCGGCGGGCGCUGCGGGGGACAGAGCGGGUAUAUGCGAGCUGCUACUGGAGGCGGGCGCGGACAUAAAUUGUGUUGAUCGGGCGGGUGAUACGGCGCUACAUCUAGCGGCUGGGUGUGGGGAUGUGGCGACGGUAGGAAUGUUAUUGGUCUGGGGUGCGAAACUGGUUGUGAAUGGGCGCGGGAAGACGCCAAGGGUGAUAGCGAAAGAAGCGGGAUGGAGUGAUGUAGUAGCUUUGUUUCCCGCCGAGGGGGUGUGGUGCUCGUGGGAGGGGGUGUUGGAUACGUUUGGGGGGGGCUCCUGUGAGGGUAGGCUAGGGUAUGGGCCGUGUGAGAUAUUUGAGGAGGGGGGUGGGUGUGGGUUUUGUGGUGAGUUUUAUGGGAUGGGUGAGGAGGAGGGGGUGGAGGUGGUGGAGACGAGAAUGGGGAGUAGGAAACGGAAAUGGGAGAGUAAAAAGUAG